CACACGGGGUUCAGUGCGUUUAAUAAGUAACUCUAAAUGUAAGUCGCGAGGACGCAAUAUGUCGGACAAACCUGAUGCGCAGAGUCGGACGAUAUUGUGGUGCGUUCCCCGAUCUGUCUCCACGGCCCUAGCACGUUGCCUGAGUGCCAUCGAGGACAAUCAGAUAUGGUUCGAACCCUUCUGCUACUGUUACUUUGCCCAGGUGGAGUUCGAGCAAAUCACGGGCAGGAAACUACCCAAGGACAUCCGGGGAAAUGAACAAACCUUCCUGGAGGCAUCGGAUAUCCUACAGAAGUUGACUGCAUCCAAUUUCAGACCCGAUUUCAUAUCGUACCCAUCCAUCAAACGUAUGUUGGAAGAAGCAGACAGUCCACAUGUCUUUGUAAAAGACAUCCCCAAUGGUUACCUGGACGAACUGCGAUUUCUCCCUCGGGGUUACCGACACGCCUUUUUGAUUCGUCAUCCUCUUCGUACGAUCUCGUCCUUUCGGACAUCGGUAUUCCAUCAGCUCCUCGACCAAGGAAAACUCGAUGGCGAGGCGGCCAACGAAGCGACCUUUGACAUCGUGAAGCACAAUCCCUACUACGCUUCCGGAUUCCACUUCAAGGAGGUACACACCAUCUGGAAGUUCGUUCGAGAGAAUAUGGAUCGCUCCCCGAUCGUCAUCGACGGGGACGAUUUAUUGGCGAAUCCUGCCGAUUUGUUGCCGAAGUUUUGCCGAGCUGUCGGACUUCCGUACGAUGAGCGUCUCCUGACUUUUGACCCGUCGAUUGAAUCACUGAACUCUUGGGUCACCGGAGCUGACGAUAUGCUCAUGAAUUUUGUUAAUUUCUACAAGACUGCCAUGACGACGACUCAGUUUAUACCAGCUAAAGAGAUGCCGAGACGUGAUCAGAUGACCCCUGACGUCAUUAGAUGCGUUGACGAGGCCAUGCCAUUCUAUUCAGAGAUGUAUGAAACAAGAAUAAAGCUGUCAUAG
Strongylocentrotus purpuratus (purple sea urchin) is the source of this 979-nucleotide messenger RNA. RefSeq lists its product as uncharacterized. Bases 59 to 979 code for a protein of 306 amino acids. Lineage: Eukaryota; Metazoa; Echinodermata; Echinoidea; Camarodonta; Strongylocentrotidae. The transcript has 2 exons. The record is from RefSeq and is a predicted model, not a curated record.